AAAGAAAAAAGAAAAAGGAUAAGAAACAUUGAACGAAGGAAAAAAGAAAAAAAAAAAAAGAAAAGAACAAAGCAAAUCUUGAAGAAAGAAGGAGGAAGACUGAAAGAAGUAGAAAAAGAGAAAAAUGGAGUUGGUAUCGUUAACCUCAUCGACACCCUUGGCGUUGGCUUUGGCCCUGGCCUUUCUAUCAACGGCACGUCGUUGCGAUGGUGCAUCAGAAAGUAUCAUAGGAAGCAGGGAGACGUGCGACGUCGAGGGCGAAGAUUUCACCGUCGACAAGAUCCCAAACACAAGGUGUUUCAAUUGCAUUUGUAAGAACGGAUUCGUUGAGUGUUUGAAGCAUCAAUGUCCCAGUACCGAAGGUUGUUAUACCCUACUGGAAUCCCGGGACGACGAGUGUUGCCACAGGUGCAAAGGCUGCCUACGAAAUGGAGUUUAUCACGAGUCCGAGACAGAGUGGACCGAAGGAAAUGACCCAUGCCGGAUCUUCACUUGUAAAGCUGGGGUUAUCACCGAAUCUAGGCUACGAUGUUACACGCCUUGUUCAAAACCAAUACCAGCUGCGCCUGGCCAAUGUUGUCCUGUAUGUCCAGGAUGUUACGUGAACGGUCAAAAAGUAACGGCAGAGAGAUCUGUCACCACAACCGAGGAUCCCUGUGUGACCUGUAGAUGUAACAUGGGCCGAUUAACUUGCGCCAAACAAGCCUGUCCUGUUCUUCAUUGUCCAGCUUCUAGAAUCGUUCAUGAAUCCGGAGAUUGUUGUCCUCAUUGCAAAGGCAGUGGAAGAUUUUUAUCACCUCCUAAAGGUGCUUGCAUGUUGGGUACAGCCGUUCAUAAUUCUGGUUCUCAAUUUUACGUCGACGAGUGUACACGUUGCAUUUGUACCAAUUCCGUGAUAUCAUGCACAAAGGAAACAUGCCCGGUAUUGGAAUGCACCAGCGAGCAUCAGAUAACAUUGCCAAGUCGUUGUUGUCCUCAAUGUCCUUUAGUCGAGGAAAGUCGGGCAUCUUGCACGUACGGCGGCAGAACUUAUGGGGAUGGCGAAACUUGGAAGCUUGAUUCCUGCAAGGCAUGCGCUUGCAUGCAGGGUAAGGUACGAUGCGCUAUGCCGAUGUGUCCACCAUUGAACCUACCGUGUCCACCAAAUUCGAGAUUGGAGCAUCCCGAAGGACAGUGUUGUCCUCGUUGCGUGGAAAGUGAUGGUGUGUGUACUGUGUUUGGUGACCCCCAUUACCGCACCUUCGACGGUAAAUUCUUUAGCUUCAAAGGCGCGUGCAAGUAUCAAUUGGCUAGCGACUGCGUCGGACAUACGUUUAGCAUACGCGUGACGAAUGACGCAGGCUCGACGAGAUCUUCGGCAUGGACGAAAACGAUAGCCAUGAAGAUCGGCGAUCUUAAGGUGAAUCUGGGUCAGAAGAUGAAGGUAAAAGUGAACGGUAAGAAGGUCAACGUGCCGUACAGCGUGCCAAACAAGCUCGACGUUAACAGAACGGCCGACAGCAUAAUCGUAAAUACACAGAUUGGUAUUAAAGUUCUUUGGGAUGGUAUAAGUUUCCUUGAGAUAUCAGCGUCUACAUCGUACAGAGGUAGAUUAUGCGGAUUAUGUGGAAACUUUAAUUCUUUACCGAAAGACGAUUUCACGACACGACGUGGUAGAUUAUUACAAGAUCCUCAACCGUUCGGUCAAUCCUGGGCCGUUGGGGCAAAGAAGAUGUGCUCUCGUUCACGGACAAUUAAUCCAGAAAGGGAGAGACGUUGUAGAGGGAGGAAGGAUCAUCGAUUGUGCAAUCGCUUAAGGUCGCAGAUCUUUGAUCCCUGCCAUAAGAAAGUCAAUCCAACGAUGUACUAUAAAGCAUGUCUUCAGGAUAUGUGCGAGUGCCCGACCGAGCACUGUUAUUGCGAGUCUUUCAUGGCGUACGUUCACGAGUGCAAGAGAUUGGGUAUACAGUUGCCACAUUGGAGGAAAUCUACGAGAUGUCGUACCGUUUGGGAUCAAUCGAAUGAUCCUGUGCCUUUGAGCAAACGUUUGCAUUAACGUUUGCUUUAUAUUGCGAAAGAAGUCGAUGGACGAUAACGUGUAUAUUUUCUUUCUUUCUUUCUUUUUUUUUUUCCCCCCAUUUUCUUUUCUUUUUCUCUUAUUUUUUGUGUAUUUUUUUUUUAUGUAAUUUCUCUCUCUCUCUCUCUAUUUUCUUUCUCCCUACUCGUGCAUCUAGAGAAGAGACUCGUAACGUGCAUUAAGUGUACGCGUUUCCAUAACCGUGCGGUUCCUCCUCUAUAUCAUACGUUCGCAUAUCAUUUUGUACGUACACACGCAAUUUUUCUCUUCUCUAUUUCCCUCUCUCUCUCUCUCUCUCUCUCUCUCUCGUUCGUUCGUUCGUUCGUUAACUUUUUGACAGCGCUAUACCUAAUUCGUCUAGAAAGCAUUGCAAUCUGUAACACGAUUAUGUGCUCCAACGAGACGAAAAUCUACUAGUCAGCAUUUAAACGUCGAUACUAUUAUACGCAUUGAUGGUGAACGAGCUCCUCCUCCUCCUCCUCCUCCUCCUCUUCCUCCUCCUCCUCCUCCUCCUCCUCCUCCUUCUCCCUUCUUCCCUUCCUCUCUUAGCGAAUUAUCAACGAUGGUUCUCCAAGCUGAUAAGAGUAAUUUUUUUUAGAUGGAUUUCAUUACGAAAAAAUAAAAAAGAAUAAAAGAAAAGAAAAAAAAAUGAAAAAAAAAGAAAAUAGAAAAUGAAGAAAAAAACAUGAAAGAAAAAAAAAAAAAAGAAAAAAGAAUUGAGAAAACGAUAACGAGCAACAAUGAAGACACCCAAAAGAGAAUACUCAAAAUUCAGCAUGGUUGCCAUGGGACUGCGUUUAUCCAUGACUCCACGAGAAGAUUAAGAUCUCUGUUACGUUCGAAUUAAAUUGAGAAAAGUCGUCGAGAUAUCUUCUCGCCAGUGUCAAUACGAAAUCAUUUUUUUUCGUACCACGUUCACGAACGAUAAUAAUUUUUGUUUUUUUUUUUUCUUUUUUCCUGCGAACGAUUUUAAGCGACAAUGCAACCAACAUACGACGUAAUUCAUUUCUCUAGCGGCGAUUUAUUCAUUUUAAUGUUACAGAGCACCGUGCAGUAUUUCGGCCGAUGAGCAGGCUCGCGGCAUAGCAUGUACAUAUGCAUACGUACAUCCCCCCCCCCCCCCAAUGUAAUAACAUUCGAACGCGCAUCGAUCUAAUUUUUCGAUUAUUUUAGAAUUAAGAAGCGAUUCUUUUUUUUUUCUCUCUCUCUCUCUCUCUCUUUCUUUCUUUUUUUCGCGCUCUUUUCCUUCCGAUGCCCGCGAGUAUACUUUAUAUAUAAUAUAUAAAAUAUAUAUAUAUAUAUAUAUAUAUAUAUAUAUAUAUAUAUAUAUGUAUAUAUAUUAUCUACGUAACCGAUAACAACGCUGACUUAUUUUAGUUUAGUUUAUUACGUAUCGCAAAUAUUGUAUAUACGCUGCAAAAGAUAUGAUUUUUAUUAUUAUUAAGUGAAGCGAUCUCCUAGCCUCGACCUUUUCUUCUUUAUUUUUUUUUUCUUUUGUUUUUACUUCCUUUCUUUUUUAUUUUUUUUUUGUCUUCUUUAAAUAUUUUCUUUUCUUUUGUAUACUCUCACUCUUAUUCUCACUCUUAUUCUCUCUCUCUCUCUCUCUCUCUCUCUCUCUCUAUCUCUCUCUCUCCUACUUAUUUGCGUUUACAGCUGCUUUAAAUAAGUUAAACUUUCUUCUAAUUACUCGAUUUAAUCUCCAAAAUGUACAUAGAAAAAAUAUGAUGUAGUAAUAGACAACGUUGCAAAAAAUGAA
This is a messenger RNA of Vespa crabro (European hornet), 3812 nucleotides long. It is a transcript of the gene cv-2, whose product is annotated as BMP-binding endothelial regulator protein. Lineage: Eukaryota; Metazoa; Arthropoda; Insecta; Hymenoptera; Vespidae. Bases 125 to 2035 code for a protein of 636 amino acids. The transcript has 10 exons. The record is from RefSeq and is a predicted model, not a curated record. Gene Ontology annotation, molecular function: protein binding.